CGUAAUUUCCAUGCGGAAAUGCGCGGAGGAGGAUACCCAAUUGACGCACUAGAAACAAAAACAACGUGGUAUUUAAUUAUGUCUUUUUGAUAAGCAACGAAAUGUUUCAUUAAUAAGUUAAAAUGGUGUCCACAGAUUUUAAAGCCCUGAUCCAGAGGUUUUACCAGCUUCAGUCGGAGCGUCUGGAAACAUAUAGACUCUUUGAGGAAGGACACGAGGCCUACCUGAGGACAGGCCCCCAGUAUGACUUUGACCACUACAAGCAGCUGGUCCACGAGAUAACCAAGGCCUUCAGUGGCAUCUCUCUGGAGGUGCUGGACAUCAAGGAGAAGUUUCACCAGCAGUUGGACCGACCGGACCUCUCGGAGCACAUCGAGAAGCUGCAGUGCAAAGAGAAGCAGAAGCUCGAACUGACAGCCCAGCUGCAGCUGGCCAAGCAGCGUGCUCAGGAUCACCCUGAAGACGACGCCUGUCAAGAGAAGAUCCGCGAGCUCAAACACGAGCUCAUCACGAACAAAGAGGCGCUAAGUGACAUCAUGCAGGACUUUAAGUACGACUCAGAGGAGUGUGAUUGACAGGACAGCUGACGUUGAUACGUCCUCUUUGGACAGGAUAGCUGCAUGUAUUGAUCCUGCUCUGGCUCCGCCCCCCUUUCUGCUGCAGUCUCAUUCCACGUACUGUACAUUCAGCCUUUCUUUUUCUGGAUGGUGUUUUUUUGUGUUACGGCAGGUCAGGUCUAAUGUGUUCAUGACACAAAGAUGCUCAAAACCGCAUAGACAUGCAGGACUCAUCCAGGACUCAUUCAUGUCCAUCUGCUGCGUGACACACCAGGUUGUCUACAGACUGCUACCUCUGCUGUGCGUUGCAGAGGCCUUGAAGGGUGACACUGAGGGUGUGGGCACUCAACACCACCGCUGUGCUGUGGGCGCUGCUUGUGGACGACCUGUUCACAGUCCAGAACAAGGUCCUGAUGUGGAGGUCCAGCUCAGGGAUAAGGGUGAAUGAGGUUUUCAAGCUGGACACAAUAGGCAGGACGGGUGCCCUGAGGGAAGACGACUACCACCUCCAUGUGAUGUAUGCACACACACACAAACACAGAGUUCAUUGCCUGACAUGAAUAUACAGUAUAUACAGUAAUAGCAGCACAGAUGUUUUUAAAACUAAACAUAAUACACUCCUGAUUAAAAUUUUAAGUCGAAUUGAAAAAUUGCAAGAAUUUACAUUUUACACUGAUGGAUCUUAAGGAGGUUCGAAGUCGAGCUUCAAAAUGCAAAAAGGAGAAAUGGAAUUCGAUGUCAAUUUCUGUGAGGUAUUCACCCUGUCAUGAUCUCUUGAUAGCAAAGACAAGAAGCAUUCUCUCUUUGAACACUGUCAGAUUGUUGGGCUGCAUAAACAAGGCCUUUUGCGGUAGGCCGUUGCCUUUGUUGGACGCAGUAGUCAUUUUAAACUUCUUCAAACAUCCUGAGGGUUAUGGAACAAAAAAGUCAAAUGGUAGACCCAAGGAAAUUUCGGCAUCACUGAGCCAGAAGAUCUAAUUGGCUGUCCGUCAAGACACGGGACGAUCCUCGGCCCAAAUAAAGGUUCUCACUGGUGCCGAGUGCAGUCCAAUAAUUUCUUCUUCAGUGGAACAAUGGAGCUUCAGGAUGUGCAGGGGCGUCAAACCGCAGCUGGCUAUGUGGAGAUGUUGCAGGGGGGCAUCCCUCAUGACUGCAGGCCCUCAUCUGUGUGGUAAUUACUGGCUUUUUCAACAGGACAACGCUGCAGCUCACAAUGCCCGCCUGACAAAGGACUUCUUUCAGAGGAAUAACCUCACUCUUUUGGAGCAUCCUGCGUGUUCCCCUGAUCUAAAUCCAAUUUAGACAUCUAAAUCCAGUUUAGAACAUUUGGGGCUGGAUUGCAAGGGAAGUUUACAAAAAUGGACAUCAGUUCCAGACAGUGAAGUCGUGAAGCCAUCUUCACCCAGUGUUGCCCCCCUUGAUGACAUAUUUUCUCAAAGGCGACUAGCGAUAAAAAUCUAGAGAUGUUUUCUGGCAUCGUUGGAGAGUUUUCUAGUAUUUGGGUACUGAAAAGAGAAAGCAGGUAUUGUUUGCGUUUUGUGUUCUCACUGAGCAACAGCGGGUGCUGUUGACAGGCCCGCCCUGCCCAAAGGUAGUGACAAGCUGGCAGCGUACAGUCAGCUUCCACGGCACACUGAGAGCAUGAUGUGGAGUUCUACGCGUCAAAAGUGCAAAUGAAUCACGCCUGUGUGAGCCGCGAUGCCGUGCACGGUGUUUUACACAGCGAGAUCUAAGAAACAGAUGUUUCUUCAUCUUCUGUAAGCCUGGAUAAAAGAGGUGGGUGUGUUUAUAUUUUAUUGUUUUUCUAUUGCUACUCGUUCAGUAAAAUGAAGUGGAUUAUCUUACAAUUCUUUGGAUAAAUGUAAGUAAUUGACAAGCCUACUGUAUUGCCUGUAUUUGUGAAGCUCAGUUGCUAUUACAUAUAUUCUGUGCUACCACACUCCGUCAUGUUAAUGUGAGCCAUAGAAUAAACACAGCAUAAUCUGUUAUUCACUGUUCAAUUGUGCUAAUUAAAUUUCUCAAUAGCUGGUGUAUGAUGUGAGAACUUUGAGAGGUGCUGGCCAAUGUAAAAUAUUAAAGUUAUUUUAUUUUAA
This is a messenger RNA of Dunckerocampus dactyliophorus (ringed pipefish), 2650 nucleotides long. It is a transcript of the gene rex1bd, whose product is annotated as required for excision 1-B domain containing. Bases 123 to 575 code for a protein of 150 amino acids. The transcript is spliced from 7 exons. The record is from RefSeq and is a predicted model, not a curated record. NCBI's taxonomy places the organism in Eukaryota, Metazoa, Chordata, Actinopteri, Syngnathiformes, Syngnathidae.